Messenger RNA from Colletotrichum spaethianum, 3912 nucleotides. RefSeq lists its product as uncharacterized. The record is from RefSeq and is a predicted model, not a curated record. Lineage: Eukaryota; Fungi; Ascomycota; Sordariomycetes; Glomerellales; Glomerellaceae. Bases 1 to 3912 code for a protein of 1303 amino acids. The transcript has 3 exons.
AUGGAAGGAAGCAACGGCAAGGUCAUCGAUGGUGAGACCCCAGGUGGCGAGGGCACCACGGAGAGGGGCAAUCUCGGGGUUGUUCUUCCAGAAGUUGUUGCCGAGACUGCGGAGGACGUCCUUCUCCUGACGCUGGGCCUCCUUCUUGAUGUGCUCGGCACGGUCGUGAGCGUACUCCUUUUCGUUGAUUUCCUGGCCCUGGGCCUUGAUGGCCUCAACCUCCUCGUAGAGGUACUCAAGUUCAGACUCCUGCCACUGCUUGAUCUGCUUCUUGCGGAGCUCAAUCUGGCGGCGACGGUAGUUGAUGUCGAGAAGGGGCGAGGGGAACUUGCCGGCGUGCUCACGGGCAGUGGUGAGAACGCCCUGGCCGGGAGCGGGAACGGAGCGGCCAAUCUUGUCGGUGGCAGUAGUGGUCAGAGCCAGGACACCGUGAAUGGGCAUGCCCAUGUCGAGGGCAAGCUUGGCAGUCAUGAGCAGCUGGACACCGCAACCCUGGGACUCCAUGAAGCCGUUACGGGUAGUGGUGGUGGGACGAGACAUCUCGCCGGGGGUGCGGCCGUGUUCCAUCUCGUCAACAGCGUUGCUGGUGGCCUUCAUGUUGGCGAACUCGUAAGAGCCCUCCUCACCGAAGUCGUCGAAACCACCGACAAAGACGACACGGGCCUUGCCUUCCAUGAUGGUCUCGUAACCAAUGUCGACGGACUCAACAGCGGUGGCGCAAGCACCGACAGGGGUCUUGAUGGGUCCAGAAGAAGAGAUCAACAACAUGUUGACCCAGGCGGCCAUAGUGUUGAUGAACGACUCCUGGAGAAUGUCGUUCUGAACAGGCUUGUCCAGGUAGCGGUCUCUGUGCAUGCCACGGAGAGCGCCAGCACCACCCAUACCGGAUCCGAUGCAGUUACCGACCUCGGAAACGUGGACGUACUUGUAGAACUCGUAGGGGUCGGUGAUACCAGCCGACAGCAGAGUUUCGGCGACGGACACGAGGACAAACAGGGUGACGGGGUCGACCUGGGACACAAUGUCCUCGGGAACACCGUAUCUCUUAGCGUCCCAGCCAGUAGGGAUCUGACCGGCAACAAGUCUGUCGAAGCGGAGAGCCUUGGGGAUCAAGAGGGCAGCUCCCUUCUUCAUGCGGACAAUGUACUCGCCAGACUCGGGAAUCUCGAAGAUCUCGACCUUGUCGCCGUGCUCACGCUUGAACUCUUCGGCAGUUUCCUUGGACGCCUCGAAAGGCUCGAGAUCCUCCUCAAUGACAACCUCGUGAAGAAGCUGCUUCUGCUCGGGGUCGUAGCCACCGAAGAGCUCAGGCUCAAUCAGGCGGAUACCAGAGUGCUCCAGAAUGAACUUCUCGUACUUCUGCUUGAUGUCCUUGUCGUCGACGGGCUCACCAGUCUUGGCGUCGACCCAGCCGGAGUAAGGAGCGGGCUUGCCCUUGAUAGGACCGUUGUGGUUCUUGAUCAAACCCAUGAUCCAAGCCAUCUCAACGCAACCCUCCAGGGAGAACUCGCCGUAGGCCUCCAUCUCCCAGCGGGUGCGGGAGUUACCCCAGGGACCAACCUCAGCAAAACCAGUAACGACGACGACCUUCUCCAGGUCGACCAUGCCCUUGAGGCGGUCGUUGAGGGGAGCAAUCUCCUCCUCCCAGUCGGGGAGGUUGGGGAAGUCGAACUUGAUGUUGGCGCGGGGCUCAACAACAUUCUUCUUGUAGAGGGCCUCAGAGUUGGGGCCGUUAACAACCUUGUUCUCGAUGGCGUUCUCCUUGCUGACAGCGCGGCGGACCUCGCUAGUCUCCAUGAUAUCCUUGCGGAGCUUGGUCAUGGUCUGGUUGAGGUCAGGGAUGAACUGCAGACCACCGUUCAGGUCGGCGAAAACAGGCUCGCUCUGGCAGAGGUCGACAACGGCAGGGGACAUGAGACCCAAGAGGUUGAAAGCCAUCUCCUGCUGAGAGAAGGUGCGGACGCCAAAAGCUUCGACUCCCUCGGCAACGAUAUUGUUGCCGCUCAUGAGACCGGUGCCACGAGUCCAGCCAAUGACGGCACCGCAGAUGGUGAGGUAGUGACCCCAGUCCUCGGAGUGCCAUCUGUUGAACAAAGUCUCCAGGGCAAGCUUGGACUCAGAGUAGAGUCCAUCGUUACCAAAGGUACCGUGGUUGGGCGACAGGGGCAGGACGACCUGGGCAGGACGAGUCUCGAAGCCACGCUCGGCCUUCUGAGUCUUGACGCUGCCAAGAAUGCGGAGCAGGUUGGUCAACAUGAUGCGGUGAGCCAGCUCAGAUCGGGAGUCGAUUUGAUCGAUCUGGCGACCGUUCUCGGGGAUGGCGGCAAAAGGCACAAUGAAGUCCAGAUCCCAGCCAAGGCCGUUCUUGGGGUCGUAAAUGUAGUCAAUCAGAGCCUCGCAGUCUUGCUUGCUACCCUGGUUGAAGGGCACAACAACAAGCUGAGAGCCACGGGCACCGAAACGGGUGUACAUGGACUGGUAGUACUCGGUAACCUCACGAGAGAAUCGACUGGUAGUGACAACAACCUUAGCACCACCACUGAUGAGACCCUGGAGGACCUCAGCUCCGAUGGAGCCGGCACCAGCACCGGUCAUGAGAGCGUGCUUGCCAGCAAAGCUGACACCGUCCUUGGCAGCCUCCUCAAGGGACUGCAAGUAGUAGCCAGUGAGCUUCUUGCUAUAGUCCCAGCCGUGAAGGCUCUUGCGCUUAAGGUGCAAGAAAGGGAUGGUCUCGACCUUGCCCUUGGGCCCGGUGGCAGGCUUCGCCUUCUUGGAAGGGCUAUCGUCGUUGGGAAUGAUCUGGUUUUCGUUCAUCGCCAGAGAGCGAAGGACGUCACCGUAAAGGUUCUUGAUCUCAAGCUGGGAGAUGCGGCGAAGGUCGUUCUGGACCUUGGUGCGGUUACCGUACUCGGAGAUCUUGCCACCCUCAGCCAUCUGCUGGACGUAGUGCUCCAGCUUGCGGCAGCUGGCGCGAGGGACUUCCUCGUAGUUCAGGUUGCCACGAGCAUCGACAGUGGUCUGAGGGCCAGUGGGAACGGCGACGUCCUUGUAGACGGGGACCUCCUUGCAGUUCUCGAUGAGCUGCUCUCCGAGCUCCUUGGCGAGCUUGUAAGUCUCGCCACGCUCCGCGGGGCAGUUGUCAAUGUGGUAUUGCAUGAACUCGACCAGGGUGGGGUUGGAGCGGUUCAUGAUGCGAAUGCACUGGCUCACGAUCUCACGGUCGACAGCCUUGAGACGGCCGAAGAUGAUGUCGUAGUACAUGUGGAGGGCAUCCUGGCGCGCCCAGUUCCAGGAAGAGUCGUAGGAACGGGCCUUGAGGGAGCUGAAGACAGGCUGGAUGCCAGAGGCGUAGAAGUCGCCGUGCUCGGCAGUCCAGAGGUCAAGCUGGGAUUGGAGCACCUUCUCGGACUCCUGAGAGUUGAUGUACGCCUUGUCACCAGCGCGGAGGUCGAGCUUGAGGUAUCUCGCAAGGAGCUCGAGCUGCUGCUUGAACAGAGCACGCUGAUCCUUGGUCAGGGCAUCGAUGGCAGCGGGGUCCAUCAUCAUACCGCCGCCAGAGCCACCGGCGGCAGCGCCAGCCUGGGGAGUGGACAGGCUGAUACCAGCGGUAGCAGCGUACUUCUGGGUGACAUCAUCGAGAAACGCCUUGGCGUCAGCCUCAGAUCCAAGACGAGCAGCAGGCUCCAUGGUGAGAGCAAGCAGCAGAGUACCGUCCUGUCUUCCAGAGCCCAAGCCCCAUCUUGUCUCGAGGUAUUUUCUCGCGGCCGUAAUGUUGAAGCCACCGGGCAUCUUGGAGGAGAUCAGGCGUGCAAUAAGGGCCUGAGACUGCUUUCCGAGCUGUCCGUCGAAGGUGGCCUGCAUGGAGGAACCGAGCUCGUCGAGAGGAACAUCUUCAGGCUUCUCUGGUGUUGA